GCCUGUCCGCGGAGCUAGACUGGCUGCGCGUCCCAGGUCGGCCGCUUCCAGCCGAGCCCUCGGCUACCGCGGCGGUGCCCCGAGCCAGAUACUCUCGGGCUCCGUGCGACUCCAGCCGUUUCCUCGCUCGCGCGGCGCCAUCUCGCCCCGCUGGAGAGGGAGACCUGGCGGCGCUCUGACUGAGGACUCCGGUGUCUCAGCCUUGGGGCACCUCCGGAGACAGCCAAGUGCCCGCAGGUGAAGCCGGCGUCCCAGCCCACCGACAGAUAGCACCUCUUGGGAACCUCGACCACCGAGCCUUUUCCAGCGCCUGCAGCGCAAGGCGCACGGGGAGACUGGGGUCCACGGCGGGGGAAGGAGUGACCAGGACACCGAUGAUGGACGCACAGACCUGGCGCGUGGGCUGUCGCUGUCUCCUCCUUCUGGCUCUCGUUGGGUCUACCCGAAGCGAGGGCUUGCAGAGCUGCGAAGAAGUUAGGAAACUUUUCCAGUGGCGCCUGGUGGGACCUGUCAAUGGGCUGCAGGAUUCGCCGCGGGCAGGGCCUGAUCUUCAGGUUUGCAUAGCCAAAAACCCUGCAUGUUGCACCAGGAAGAUGGAGGAAAGUUAUCAAAUUGCAGCUCGCCAAGAUAUGCAGCAGGUGCUUCAAACAUCCAGCUCUACAUUAAAGUUUCUGAUAUCUCGAAACACAGCUGCCUUUCAAGAAACCCUUGAAACUCUCAUCAGACAAGCAGAAAAUUACACCAGUAUACUGUUCUGCAACACCUACAGGAACAUGGCCUUAGAGGCCGCUGCUUCUGUCCAGGAGUUCUUCAUUGAUGUAGGGCUCUAUUUAUUUGGUGCGGAUGUUAAUCCUGAAGAAUUUGUAAACAGAUUCUUUGACAGUCUUUUCCCUCUAGUCUACAAUCAUCUCAUUAACCCUGGUGACAGUUCCCUGGAAUACUCAGAAUGCAUCCGGAUGGCCCGCCGGGACAUUAGUCCAUUUGGUAAUAUUCCCAAAAGGGUACUGGGGCAGAUGGGGCGAUCGCUGCUGCCCAGUCGUACAUUUCUGCAGGCGCUGAAUCUGGGCAUUGAAGUCAUCAAUACCACAGACCAUCUGCACUUCUCCAAAGAGUGCAGCAGAGCCCUCCUGAGGAUGCAGUACUGCCCGCACUGCCAAGGCCUGACUCUCAGUAAGCCUUGCAUGGGAUACUGCCUCAACGUCGUGCGAGGCUGCUUGGCACACAUGGCAGAGCUUAACCCACACUGGCAUAUGUACAUCCUGUCAUUGGAAGAGCUGUCAGAUGCCAUGCAUGGGACAUACGACAUUGAGCACGUGCUGCUGAACUUCCACUUGCUCGUUAAUGAUGCUGUGGUGCAGGCUCACCUUGACGGACAGAAAUUAUCGGAACAGGUAAAUAAGAUUUGUGGCCGUCCAAUCAGAACACCCACACAAAGCCCCCGUUGUUCUUUUGAUGGGAGCAAAGAGAAGCAUGGAAUGAAGAUCUUUAUAAGAAAUGGGGAAGAGACACUUGCCAACAGAAGAAAAGAAUUUAUCAACAGCCUUCGACUGUACAGGACAUUCUAUGGAGGCCUGGCUGAUCAACUUUGUGCUAAUGAAUUAGCGGCUGGUGACGGACUGCCAUGCUGGAACGGAGAAGAUAUAGUAAAAAGCUAUACUCAGCGUGUGGUUGGAAAUGGAAUCAAAGCCCAGUCUGGAAAUCCCGAAGUCGAAGUCAAAGGAACUGAUCCUGUGAUAAAUCAGAUUAUUGAUAAACUGAAGCAUGUUAUUCAGCUGUUACAGGGUAGGUCACCCAAGCCCAGCAAGUGGGAACUUCACAUGGGCAGUGGUGGCGACAUGGCUGAACUGGUCAGCGGGGGCUGUGAUGAUGAAGAUGGUUGCAGGGGAUCAGGAAGUGGAGAAGUCAAGAGGACACUGAAAGUCACAGACUGGAUGCCAGAUGAGAUGAACCUCAGUGAUGUAAAGCAAAUCCAUCAAACAGACGGUAGUAGUACUUUAGACACAACUGGAGCAGGAUGUACAGCAACAACUGAAACUAUGGCAUUGGCUCUGAUGGGUGCAGUGAUGUUACUUCCUGGGCUUUGGUUAGCAACUAACUGAAGUUAAGCUGAACAAGAAAGGAAUGACAAUUCAAAGGAACUCAAAUGUAUCCUCAUUUUCCUCAAGUCACCAGUUGUGCUGUCUUCUCCCUUAGUGAUGCUCAACUUUCAUUGUCCCGCUGCCUUUGUUAUCGGUACUCUCAGUGCCUGUGUGGGACACUUUGUACAAAAUGGAACUCAGGCUUGGAAAUAAGACUAGUCCUGGUUUUGAAUAUCAGCUCUCUGAAACAUCUGUGAAAUUGAGAUGACCAUACCUCCCCACCCUUGACUGAUUUAUUGGCAAGGUUUACUGAGUGACUAUAUCUACAGUGACUGGCACAUUGUGGGGAUUAAGUAAAUAUGA
Molecule: messenger RNA, 2441 nt
Organism: Globicephala melas (long-finned pilot whale)
Lineage: Eukaryota; Metazoa; Chordata; Mammalia; Artiodactyla; Delphinidae
Gene: GPC5
Product: glypican 5
Biological process (GO): cell migration; regulation of protein localization to membrane; positive regulation of canonical Wnt signaling pathway
Cellular component (GO): extracellular region; cell surface; plasma membrane
Source: RefSeq, a predicted model, not a curated record